AUGGCGUACAAGAUUCUGUUCGGCAGAGUGUUCCUUCGAGGCACGGAUAGUCAGUUGAUCGUGAAGGACGAACAGACGAACAGCCAUGUUACGCUGCUGCUUUCGACGAAAGAAGAAGUGGAGCAGUGGCGAAGCAAGAUCGAGGAAGGGAAGAUGCAGUUCGGAAUGGGCUUCCAGAACUUGCCUGUGAAGCCGGAGAGGCGCGACUUGAUCCUCGAACGAGACAAGCAGUUGCUGGAUCUUGUGGGAGUGGAAGGGAGGUCUGAUGGAUAGGUGAAUGUGCCUCAGCCGCAGGAAAAUGACCAGUUCACAGCGUUGCGGAAGUCGGUGGUGGAGGUUCUGCAGUUCAUCAAGGAGUUCCGAACGGGUGUGACAUCAUCCACACCGACGAUUCAAGAUUUUAUGAGGCGAUGUGAGCAAGAAAGAGAUGUCUUUACCGAUGCCAAGUGGGUUUUGGGUGAAGGAAUGAGGUGUAGUAAGAAUUGGAGUAUUUUUAUGGCGGCUCCUCCAGCUCCUGUGCCUUCUGUGAUUAUCAAUUAAGUGUAUUCG
Messenger RNA from Blastocystis hominis, 549 nucleotides. RefSeq lists its product as hypothetical. The transcript has a single exon. The record is from RefSeq and is a predicted model, not a curated record. The coding region runs from base 1 to 273 and encodes 90 amino acids. Lineage: Eukaryota; Bigyra; Opalinata; Blastocystidae.